Rhineura floridana is the source of this 1435-nucleotide messenger RNA. It is a transcript of the gene SMPX, whose product is annotated as small muscle protein X-linked. Bases 202 to 462 code for a protein of 86 amino acids. Lineage: Eukaryota; Metazoa; Chordata; Lepidosauria; Squamata; Rhineuridae. Gene Ontology annotation, cellular component: M band; muscle tendon junction; costamere. The record is from RefSeq and is a predicted model, not a curated record. The transcript has 5 exons.
CUUGGCUUCUAAACUCAGCUCUACUCCAGCCCUAGAAGCGCUCUGGGUAGUACACACAGGCACAAAGGGCUUUGUCAAUUUCAGCCACUUCUCAAGGAUCACAGGAAAGAUCUCAGCUGACCCAGAAAGGUGUCUUACUCAGCAUCAAAAGGAGGUGUUUGUAUUCAUUUUCCUGACAGGUUGGAACAAAAUAAUCAGGGAAUGUCAAAACAGCCAGCUUCAAAUGUUAGAAGCAUUCAGGCUAAUAUCAGCAUUCCAAUGGGAGCACUUUUACCCGGGGCAGGUCAGCCGCCGAAAAGAAAAGAAUGUACUGAACCAGAUGAGAGUCUUCCAGCAACUUCAGAGGAAGAGAAGAAAAAGACUCUCCCAGGGGCCAAGAAACUACCAGGCCCUGCUGUAAAUCUGUCAGAGAUCCAGAAUGUAAAGAGUGAACUGAGAUAUGUCCCAAGAGCUGAACAGUAACAGAAAUUAAAAGCAUAACAGGAAACGCGAAUAACAGGCUUGCUUCCAAAUAUCCCCCUUGAAUGUCACUGGCUUCCCUCUCCCACCUUCAGCUGCUUUCCUCACACCCCAAAACUAGACGAUUGGAAGAUCCUCCUGGACAGCUUUUCACAGGAUGAGAGGGCUUGCAGACGGAAGGAGGAGACUGGCACUUCCCCAGACACAAGCAGAAGCCUCUUCAAUUCAAGCCAAAGUAGAACAUAGGAUCCAAGACAGAGUCUAAGUGAUAACAUUUGCCGGAUGCUAUGUGGAAAAUUUUUCCGUAUACAACAUCUGAUGCAUUCAAACAAUAGCCAAAAAUGAUUUAUUUUAGCUAAGGUUAGAUUGACUGAUUGAUAGAAUUUCUUUCCUGCCCUUCACCAUAAUGUCCCAGGGCAGGUUACAACAAUAUCAAAAUGCUAGCCUAUACAAAUGCCUGAUUCACUGUUUUUUAUGAAAUAUGUAGCCCCCACACCAUGGGUUGCCUUCUCUAGGAUAGCUAUGCUUGAGAAAUUGGAGCUCUUUCUUAAGUGGAGGAAAAUCAUCCCACCCCAUCUGCUGCAAUGGAUGUGGAUGCUACUCUAAGUAGGAGGCAAGUUACUCUUCGUUUAACAAAUAUUGCUCCCCACAGCGGCUCUUAGCUCCAGAAAAGCAGCUCUCAUUAGCACCAGUUGAUGUCUCCCACCCCACCAGGGGCCAAAUAACAAGGGAGGGUCCAUUAUUAUUCACAACCACAGUGUCAGAGGAAAAAGUGAAACAUCUCCCCAUGCACUGAGGUCGUGUUGAAAAUUGUCUCUUUUCGUGCCAGCUGUUACUUAAAAUGAGUAUAUAAAUAUAUAUAAGUAUAUAUAAAUGAGUUUUUAAUGGCAUGCUUAGCACUGCAUUUAUUUUGGUAAUAAGCUAUUACAUGAAUUCUUAUGAAUUAUCUAAUAAAUUGGAAACCAGCUCAAAUGGG